This is a messenger RNA of Caenorhabditis elegans, 6468 nucleotides long. It is a transcript of the gene unc-13, whose product is annotated as Phorbol ester/diacylglycerol-binding protein unc-13. NCBI's taxonomy places the organism in Eukaryota, Metazoa, Nematoda, Chromadorea, Rhabditida, Rhabditidae. Bases 1 to 6468 code for a protein of 2155 amino acids. The transcript is spliced from 31 exons. The record is from RefSeq and is marked reviewed. Gene Ontology annotation, biological process: chemical synaptic transmission. Gene Ontology annotation, molecular function: phospholipid binding; diacylglycerol binding; calcium ion binding.
AUGGAUGACGUUGGAGAUUACAAUGAUGAUCAACUUUCAGAUGGCAUGAGCAUGAGGUUGCUCUGCAUUACCAUUAAAAAAGCACGACUUCAAGGAGCUGUCGAUGAAUUCAACUCGUACGUGACGGUGAAGCUGCAGACUGUAAAAUCAACAACUGUGGCUGUGCGUGGCAACUUACCAUGCUGGGAGCAGGAAUUCAUUUUUGAAACAAAUCGACCUGACGACGGAAUGGUACUCGAAUUAUGGGCCAAAGGCGUUUUAUGGGACAAAUUAAUAGGUGUUCAUUAUAUGCCACUUUCGGAGAUUAGAUACAGCAAUGCAGCAGGUUCGGGUCAAUGGCUUCAAAUGGAUCAUGAACUUGAAACAAGAAAUGGUCAAACUGUAGGAACACGUGGUCCAACAGGUCAUAACUUGUUGACUGAUGUUCGAUUUGAGCUUCCUUUUGAUGUACAAGGCCACGACGAAGAUAUUCAGUCCAGAUUGCUCGCGUUGAACGGACUCAUCGAACACGAUCAGCUGGGCCCCAACAACCAUCACAGGGCGCCGUUUAACCAUUCGGGUUUGAGUGAAGACAGUGAUUAUACAUCCGACGUGUCCGUUCCAGUCAACCAUCAUCAAUUACAUCCAAACAGUUCGGCACAUCAAUACGAAUCACAUCUACAUCCACAUCGAACACGUCAAUUGUUACACACUCGUGAAGGCGCAGCGAGUUAUGAGGACGAAGAAGACGCCUAUCACGCUAGACAUCAACCCGAAUCCGACGACUAUAACCACCAAGACACCUACGAUCAACAUUCGUCGUAUUAUAACGACGAAUACGCGCCAAGUGGUAGUAGCAGUCAAUAUCAACGGCAAGGAUAUCAAGAUCAAGAUCAACAACAUCAGAAUAUAUACGAGGACACGGUGACUCCGGUUCGAGAAUUUGGCGAGUCGGCCGUUCCGCCGGCUGCUUCAUCGUCUAGACGUCAAUUCGAUCAGGUUUACGGGUACGCAUCUAGCAGUGAAGAACGAUAUGACACACCGAUGUCAAGUGGUCGACUGCCAAGAGAUGAACCAAUUCUUGAGCACAGUGAACCAGAAUACGUGUACGAUCAGAAUGGUUAUCCCGAAGAAGACAACUAUGGAAUUAAUCCAACAUAUUCGGAAGAUCAUUUUGAAGGUCAAACAAAUGACUAUUCUACGACACAUCAAGAACCUAAUGAUUUUAGGAAUGAUUAUAAUUCUAGUUAUCAAAGAGAAUAUUGGAAUGAGAGUGAGCCGCUUUCUUAUAAUAGUAGGCCUCCAAACGGACAUAUUAGAACAGGUGCAAACACUUGGCGCGAACCAUCUACGUCAUCUCGCCCAACAUCUUCCCAAGCAUGGAAUUAUCAAGAUGACACUCACCAAUAUGAUGAAGUUGAUCGUGGAUCCCGAGUAUCUUUCACAAGAACACCAUCAGUAGAUAGAACAGAUAGACCAAGUGAAAGUGGUGGAGGAUUUUAUGAUGAAAUGUCAGAAAGUGGAAGACCAGGGCGUCCAGAUUCUCACCAUAAUUGGAGAUAUGAUUCAAUUCAAGAAGAAGAUAAUGAAAAAGACAACUGGAAACAACAUGUGGAAGGCUACGAAGAAGGACAGGAAGAGAAACAAAAGGACAAUCAAAAACCUAAUGAUCAUAGUGCAGCUUCACCUCAAGAUCACUAUCAUCGAUCAGAUUCAACAGCGCAACAAGAUUUCGGAAACAAUAUCGUUCGUCAGACAAUUCAAGAAGAAGAGGAAAAAAGGAAUUAUCAGGAACUUUGGCAUAAUGCUUACAAGAGAGUUUGUGCUGAUCUCGGAAUUAAGUCAUCUCAAGCUUCACUGGUGGCCACCACGGGGGGAACGUUGUUGCAAAAUUUGUUUCUGUACCGGCCAAAGCUGGCGCCGGCUGGACAUGGCGCCACGGCGUCUCAAUUCCAGUCACCAGCAGGCGCCACUCGAUUUUAUGCCAAUCACAACAAUAACAACAACAAUGUUUCCAAAAAUGAAUUGGAUUCCACGACUGAAACACCGCCCGAUCCAUCUAGAACACCAUCCACGUCAUCAAUGAAUCCAGUGCCAAGUCUUGCAGUUCCAAUGUCACCUGGUCCCUAUCUUAACAGUGAUCCGCCAUCACCAGUGUCUCCAAAUCCACAAAUAAAAAGAAGUAUCUAUAGGAUAAAGGAAUCAUAUGAAGAUCGGAAUGGUGGAAGAGAACGAAUAUAUACAACAAAUCUUGUUAGUGUUUAUCUAGAAAAGAUGAAACCACCAGAUGAACUAGAAGAAGGAUCAUCAGGAUCAAUGCGAGAAACUCAAAAUGAAAUUAAAAAUGGAACACAACUACAUAAUGCUGAAUCAAAUAUCUUCUUUCCGCAAGAUUCUGUUCCAAAAUCAAUAUCUUAUAAUGCCGGAAAUCUGAAAAAUACGAGUAUCACAACUUCAAAGACAUCAUCAGCUAUUACAAAUCACAGUAGCCUUCCUCCACAACCUCCAUCAAAACCUGCAAGUCGGGAUUCUGAUCCGAUGAAACAGUUACUCACAUUCUCCAAAUCAUUUAAGAAAGUCAGACGUGUAAGAUCUGCAAUGCCACGCCGACGGAAACGAAAGCGGGUGAAGAUCAAGAAAUCAAGAAGUUGUCCGAUUUUAUGGAAAACUGAGAAAACACCGCACCCGAUGAAAAGCAAGAGUAUGACGUGUAUUCGGAUACCGAAGAAAACUGUUAUUGCUCCAUUGCGAAAAGAAAUAAAAAUUGUGAGAAUGAAGCCACCCGCAGCAAGAUGUGAAUCUGAUUCAAAAGCUCAUAAAAAGAAGAAUUUAUUGGAUGUUUAUAAAGAUAUGGGAAAGAGUACUGUGCUUGACGGGAACGGGAGUUCGGCUGCCAACGCCUUCUACAAAUCAAUCGAUGCAGCUCCAAACAUGAAUGUGGCCCGAACGAAGACAAGUAUUCCACUUGUUUCCGAACUUGUUCUAAAGACGAUGGCCACAAAACGUGCGCAAGCAGGUCUGGCGAAUGCGGCAAGAACGACGUUCUCAGAUACAGAAUUAAAAACUCAUGUCUACAAGAAAACUCUACAAGCAUUGAUCUACCCGAUCAGUGCAACAACUCCUCACAACUUCGCAACUACAACAUUCCAAACACCCACGUUUUGUUACGAAUGCGAAGGAUUAUUGUGGGGAUUGGCUAGACAAGGAUUGCGAUGUACUCAGUGUCAAGUGAAAGUUCACGAUAAAUGUCGUGAAUUGCUCAGCGCUGAUUGUCUUCAAAGAGCAGCCGAGAAGUCGACGAAACAUGGAGAAGCUGAUAGAACACAGUCACUUGUCAAUGUUAUCAGAGAUCGAAUGAAGAUUCAGGAACAGAAUAAGCCUGAAGUGUUUCAGAUGAUUAGAACAGUUUUUGAUGUGGAUGAGAAUAUUCAAAAAGAGACUUUGAAAACUGUAAAGGCGUCUAUUUUGGAAGGAAGUAGCAAAUGGAGUGCAAAGAUUACAUUGACAGUGCUUUGUGCGCAGGGACUUAUUGCCAAGGACAAAACCGGAAAAAGUGAUCCAUAUGUGACAGCUCAAGUUGGAAAGACCAAACGAAGGACACGAACCAUACACCAAGAGCUCAAUCCAGUUUGGAAUGAGAAAUUUCAUUUUGAAUGCCACAACUCCACGGACAGAAUUAAAGUUCGAGUUUGGGACGAGGAUAAUGAUUUGAAAUCCAAGUUAAGGCAAAAAUUGACUCGUGAAUCUGAUGAUUUCUUGGGACAAACAGUAAUUGAAGUUCGAACUUUAUCUGGUGAAAUGGAUGUCUGGUAUAAUCUUGAAAAGAGAACUGAUAAAUCUGCUGUAUCCGGAGCAAUUCGAUUGCAUAUCAAUGUUGAAAUCAAGGGAGAAGAGAAACUUGCACCGUAUCAUGUUCAGUAUACAUGUCUUCAUGAACAUCUUUUUGCUGCUCAUUGUGUAGAUGAAGAAGUUAAACUUCCAAAAGUUCGAGGCGAAGAUAGUUGGAAAGUUUGCUUCCAGGAAACUGGUCAAGAGAUUGCUGAAGAAUUUGCGAUGCGGUAUGGAAUUGAAAGUAUUUACCAGGCCAUGACUCAUUUCGCAUGCCUAUGUACUAGAUACAUGUGCGCAGGAGUACCUGCAGUCUUGUCAACACUUUUGGCCAAUAUAAAUGCGUACUAUGCUCAUACAACUGCCACGUCAGCAGUCUCUGCUCCUGAUAGAUUUGCUGCAUCCAACUUCGGAAAAGAACGAUUUGUGAAACUUCUUGAUCAACUUCACAACAGUUUGAGAAUUGACUUGUCAGCAUAUAGGAAUCAUUUUCCCUCUUCGUCGCCUGCCAAACUUCAAGAUCUUAAAUCAACCGUUGAUCUUCUUACUUCAAUUACAUUCUUUCGCAUGAAAGUUCUCGAGUUGGCGAGCCCACCGCGAGCAUCAACAGUUGUUCGCGAAUGCGCAAAAGCCUGCAUGCAGCAGACCUAUCAACUGAUGUUUGAAUCAUGCGCUGAACAAUUCCCAAUUUUGGACACUUCAGUUCAAUUCUGGUAUGAAUUCAUCGACUAUAUAAUGCGAGUAAUUGAAGAAGAUCAAAAAAACUAUACACCAGCAUUGAAUCAAUUCCCUCAAGAACUGAAUGUUGGGAAUUUAUCCGCUGAAACACUUUGGAGUAUGUACAAGAAUGAUUUGAAAAUGGCAUUAGAAGAACAUGCACAAAAGAAACGAUGCAAGACGCCUGAAUAUAUGAAUUUAUAUUUCAAGGUUAAAGGUUUCUAUUUCAAAUAUGUCGCUGAUCUUUCAACAUACAAAUCAUCAAUUCCCGAGUUUCCUGCAUGGUUUAUUCCAUUCGUCAUGGAUUGGCUCAAUGAAAAUGACGAACAUUCGAUGGAUAUUCUCAGAAAUGCAUACAAUGUAGACAAAGCUGACAACUUCCCACAAACAUCAGAACACACAAAGUUCUCGAACAGUGUUGUUGAUGUGUUCACCCAACUAAACGCUGCAUUGAAGCUCCUCAAACAAAUGGACUGUCCAAAUCCAGAAGUUGCUGCUGAUAUGAUGAAGAGAUUCAGUAAAACAUUGAAUAAAGUUCUUCUUGCAUACGCUGAUAUGGUUCAAAAAGAUUUUCCGAAAUUUGCACAUGACGAGAAGCUUGCGUGUAUUCUAAUGAACAAUGUUCAGCAAUUACGUGUGCAACUCGAAAAGAUCUACGAAACAAUGGGCGGAGCAGAACUUGACGAACAUAUUGGACAAGUGCUUACAGUCCUUCAAAAGAAGUUGAAUUCUGUUCUAGACAGACUUUCAGCUGAAUUUGUGACCACUUUGGAACCCCAUAUUCAUGAACAAACAAUCAAAUUGGGUAUGCUCCUCGUUAAAAUAAAGGGUCCACAACUUCAAAAGACACAAGUUCAACCGGAAGCCGAUGCAGUUCUAGAACCGUUGAUGGAUCUUCUUGAAGGAUCAUUGAGAAGAUACGCGGAUCAGUGUGAGAAAACGGUUCUGAAGUAUAUUCUCAAAGAACUUUGGAAAAUAACAAUUGUUAAUAUGGAAAAGAGAGUUGUUCUACCACCAUUAUCAGAUAAGGCUCUAUUGAAACAACUGCCGAAUGCCAAAAUUGGAGAUGUUACGAAGUUAAUGUCAACAAACAUUCAAAGUAUAAAGGGAAUGAAUUCCGUUAAAGAUAUGAUGGAUAUGGCAAGAGAAUCUGAAAAAUCUCUAACACCCAGACAAUGUACAGUUCUUGAUUGUGCACUUGACGCCAUUAAAGACAGUUUCCAUGCAUCCGGAAAAGGACUUAAGAAAUCAUUCUUUGAGAAAUCACCUGAACUCCAAUCUCUCAAAUAUGCACUCAGUUUAUAUACACAGACUACUGAGCAACUCAUCAAAACGUUUAUUACAAGCCAGCGACAGCAAGAUCUCCCAAGUCAAGAGCAACCAGUUGGAGAAGUUAGUGUUCAAGUUGACUUAUUCAGUCAUCCAGGCACUGGGGAACAGAAGGUUACCGUUAAAAUCCUUGCCGCAAACGAUCUUCGAUGGCAAACCUCGUCAGCUUUCAAACCAUUUGUUGAAGUGCAUCUUGUCGGACCACAUCUUUCAGACAAAAAGAGAAAAUGGUCGACAAAGACCAAAGCAGGCAACUGGGCUCCAAAAUUCAACGAAACUUUUCAUUUCUUCCUUGGAAAUGAAGGAGAACCUGAACAUUACGAGCUUAUGUUUCAAGUCAAGGAUUACUGUUUUGCACGAGAUGAUCGAGUUGUUGGAGUUGGAGUUCUGCAGUUAUCAUCUGUCGUUGAUCAAGCGGGAUCCUGCGCCAUGUGGGUUCAACUUGGAACUCGACUGCAUAUCGACGAGACUGGGCUCAUUUUGCUCAGGAUUCUUUCACAGCGUCAAACUGAUGAGGUGGCAAAGGACUUUGUACGCCUAAAAACGGAAUGCCGAUACGAGACAGAAACAGUAAUGGCUGCAUCAGCAUCAAGUCAAAACAUCAAUCGAACAUAG